Molecule: messenger RNA, 1437 nt
Organism: Thlaspi arvense
Lineage: Eukaryota; Viridiplantae; Streptophyta; Magnoliopsida; Brassicales; Brassicaceae
Source: the annotation of a GenBank genome assembly
AUGGAGAAGAUAGAUGUAACCGACUCAUCGUACUCGCAUACAUCAUCCGCCACAUGGUUCACAUGUGGUAAAGAGAGCCAGCAAAAUAGCUUAGUUUUGGAUACGGAGGAAAAGCCAGCGAGGAGAAGGCUAGUGUUGGUUCCAGUUCCAGCACAAGGACAUUUAUCUCUGAUGAUGCAGCUUGCGGAAACUCUACACUUGAAGGGUUUCUCAAUCACUGUUGCUCAAACCAAGUUCAAUUACUUUAGCCCUUCAGAUGACUUCACUGAUUUUCAGUUCGUGACCAUCACAGAAAGCUUACCGGAGUCUGCUUUCAAGAAUCUCAAGCCAAUAAUGUUUCUGCUUAAGCUCAACAAAGAGUGUCAGGUGAGCUUCAAGUUGCUUCUACAACAAGACAUCUCAUGUGUCAUCUACAAUGAGUAUAUGUACUUUGUUGAAGCUGCAGCCAAGGAGUUUAAUCUUCCAAACGUUAUUUUCAGCACCACAAACGCAACUGCUUUUGUUUACCGCUCUGUAUUCAAAAAACUCUAUGCAAACAAUAUCUUAGCUCCCUUAAAAGAUUCUAAAGGACAACAAGAUGAGCUAGUGCCAGGGUUUCAUCCCCUGAGAUACAAAGACCUACCUACUUCAAUAUUUUCAUCAUUAGAAAACAUACUUCAGCUGUAUAAGAAUACAGUUGACAAACGGACAGCUUCAUCAGUGAUAAUCAACACGGCGAGCUGUCUAGAGAGCUCAUCUCUGUCGUGGCUGCAACAACAGCUAGAGAUUCCAGUGUUUCCUAUAGGCCCUCUUCACAUGGUGGCCUCAGAUCCAACGAGUCUGCUUGAAGAGAACAGGAACUGUAUCGAAUGGUUGAACAAAAAAAAGCAAAACUCUGUGAUAUUCGUGAGCUUGGGAAGCUUAGCUUUGUUGGAAGUCAAUGAGGUCAUGGAAACUGCUUCGGGAUUGGAUAGUAGCAACCAACACUUCUUGUGGGUGAUUAGGCCAGGGUCGGUACGUGGUUCCGAAUGGAUAGAGCACUUGCCUGAGGAGUUUAGUAAGAUGGUCUCGAGUCGAGGCUACAUUGUGAAAUGGGCUCCACAGAAGGAAGUUCUUGCUCAUCCUGCAGUAGGAGGGUUUUGGAGCCAUUGUGGAUGGAACUCUACACUAGAGAGUAUCGGUGAAGGAGUUCCAAUGAUCUGCAAGCCGUUUUCCACCGAUCAGAAGGUGAACGCGAGGUACUUGGAGUGUGUUUGGAGAAUUGGGAUUCAAGUGGAAGGUGAGCUAGACAGAGGAGCGGUGGAGAGAGCUGUGAAGAGGCUAAUGGUGGGUGAAGAAGGAGAGGAGAUGAGGAAGAGAGCUAUUUGUUUGAAGGAGAGACUCAGAGCCUCUGUUAGAGAUGGAAGUUCUUCACACAACUCGCUAGAUGAAUUUAUACACUUGAUGAGGACUCUGUGA